AUGGCUGCCACAUCCCCUUCUAUCCUGGCUUUGGCCUGGGCAGCAACACUCGCCCUUUUCACCGGAUCUGAUGAAGUCAACUUUGACCUGACAAGCUCAGAAGACUAUUCGGCUAGCAAGUCGAUAGAGCUCCAAGUGCCAUAUAACGGGACUGUCCAGGCGGCCCUCGAAACUGUCGACCAAAUCAUUCGUUCAACUGCAGAUACCCAGAGCGAUGGCCAGCAAACACUGCUGGCGAUUCAUCACCAGGGGCCACAGCCAGGCCAUCUCAGCAGUCGAUCUGGCAGAUUUAAGCAGGCCGUCGUGCUUUGCGACCUGACCUCAGAGGAUGGGCUUGCUAUUCAAGGAUGGGCUGAAGAUGCGUGGAAAUGCACGCAGAUGGUCAGCCAGAUGAGGCACCUUGUGGCAUUGAUCAAACAGGGGCCUAACGACGCCCCUGUAACCACAAUCACAUCCGGCAUUCAUUCUGAAGACUUACGUCGGGUCCAGGGAUGGAAUAGCAACGAGCUCGCCCGCCAUGAUAUAUGUAUACAUGAACAAAUCAGGUGGCAGAGCGAGUCUCAUGGGGAGGAGAUAGCCGUAUGUGCCUGGGAUGGCUCUUUUACCUACAACGAACUUGAACGGCUGAGCACACAGUACGCUGCCCGUCUCCAGGCCCAGGGAGUAGAGGCUGAGACAUGCGUACCUCUCUGUUUUACGAAAUCUCGGUGGGCGAAUGUAGCCGUCCUGGCCGUUCUGAAGGCUGGUGGUGCCUUCGUCCUGCUCGACCCGUCUCACCCCACAAGCCGGCUGCAAACCAUAUGCCAUGAUGUUGGUGCCAGGCUGGUUAUAUCCUCCCCACGAGAUGCUCAUAUCUCACGCCCUUUGAAUCUGCCUAUCCUCGAGGUUGGCCCAGAUAUUCCCGCUACUGAUAUAGAACUGAAGCCCGUCACCGUACAACCGCACAAUGCAGCCUACGUCUGCUUCACCUCCGGAUCAACCGGUAACCCCAAAGGAGCUAUCAUUGAGCACAGAAUGGUCAGCACGGUGGCCGCGUCUUGGGGUGUUUUUCUGGACUCUCGAUCGCGAGUCUUUCAGUUCUCUGCAUACGCCUUUGAUGUGGCUACUUUUGACGCCCUGGCUGCGUUGAUGUAUGGAGGAUGCGUUUGCGUGCCCUCAGAAGCAAGCCGACGCGAUGAUAUUGCUGGAGCUUUUGCGGCACUUCGGGCUAAUGUUCUUUUCACAACGCCAUCUGUCCUGCAGACGAUUUCACCCGCAGACAUGCCGGGACUAAAGAUUGCUCUGAUAGGGGGCGAGACCCCGGUCAAGGCGCUUCUCGACCAAUGGAUACCAUCUGUCAAGGUGUUUAACGUCUAUGGACCGGCCGAAUGUGCCGUGGGAGUUGCCAACCAUGGGCCCCUGGCCAUACCUUAUAACCCGCGAGCAUUCAAUCGAAAAAUGGGAUGUCAUAUCUGGCUCGCUGAUAUCAGGAACCCCAACCAGCUGGCACCCGUUGGAGCAGUCGGAGAGAUUGUCAUAGAGGGCCCUACUGUGGCCCGUGGGUAUAUCAACGUCACAGGAGCCAAGGCGGCCGCCUUCAUACCUUUCUGCCCAUGGGUGCCAGAUUCGCAGGAGCGCCAUCGAGCCUAUCGCACAGGAGAUCAUGGCCGUUAUAUUGAUCCAGAUGGUUCUAUUGAGUUCAUUGGCCGCAAAGACACCCAGGUGAAAAUUCGUGGUCAGCGAGUGGAAUUGAGCGAUGUCGAGCAUCACCUUCGCAGACUGUACCCCGGGGCGCACCAUGUGGUUGCUGAAGUGGCAAUUCCUGCUGCAAGAAAAGGGGCUCACCCCCUUCUAGCUGCAUUCAUCGACGAAAGUAAUACAAAUGAGAAAAGUAAUAAUGAAAAUGGGAUCCCGGACAACUCCUCCCUGUUACUUCCCCCCUGUGCCCCUUUUAUUUCUGACUGGUUGGAUCGAGUGCGUCCCGCAAUGCAGGCCUCACUCCCUUCAUAUAUGGUCCCUACCUUGGCUCUACCGAUUUCUCGCAUGCCAUUAACUCCGACGGGGAAGACAGACCGUCGUCAGCUCCGAGCGAUUGUAGAGAAACUUCCAAUGGCUGACUUUGAGUCGUAUAGCAUCGGGUCAGGGGUAACAGGACGCGUUAAGCAGCAACCCGACUCGGAUAUGGGACGCUCCAUCCAGACAGCAGUCGCUGAGAUCCUUAGCCUUCAGCCACAGCUUAUAGGUAUGGAGGACGAUUUCAUACAGCUCGGAGGCGAUUCCAUCACAGCAAUGAAGUUGGCCGCUCUCCUUCGACAGAACCAAAUCUCUUUAUCCGUAAUAGAUAUCAUCCAAUAUCCAGUCCUUACUGCCAUGACGGAACGUGCGGUCUAUUUUAUGAAUGGCUCCUCGGACAAUAUACUGGAAGCAGCCCCGUCAUUUACUAUGUUUCCCGGUACAUCGGCUGAAAUAGCAUCAAAGCUGGAUGUUACGGAGGCUGAUAUUCUUGAUAUCCUUCCUGCCACCGAACAGCAGGCUAUUAUGCUUGCGUUUCCUCCUCAGUAUGAGAUUAUCCAUAUUCCCGGAUCAGUGGAUGCUAGAAGCCUGGAAAGUGCAUGCGAAAGCGUGAUUCACCGACAUGAGAUCCUUCGUACCGUGUUCGUUGAUUAUUGCAAUUCCAUAUUCCAGACAGUCCUUCGGAGAAUGACCAUCACAUUUAAGCACUAUGAAUGUCCCGAUGAUCUCAAGGAGUUUCAAUCUGGCCUGCUCAAGGAAGAUUCCGAUCAGUUCAUGCCGUGGAAUGUGCCUUCCAUCAGUUUCUUUCUCCUGUAUCAAAAUUCACAACAAUACACGCUCAUUGUGCGAUUAAACCACGCUGUAUACGAUGCACAAUCAUUACCUAUCAUUCUGAAGGAUAUUGAAAAUAUCUACAAUGGACAGCCGCUUUCCACGCCAAUUCCGUUCUCGCCGUGGGCUUAUAAGUUUUGGACGUCGGCAACACCCAAAACCUAUGAAUUCUGGAAGACUCUACUUGAAGGAUCAUCGAUGACCUAUGUAGGUGACCCAUUUGCCGACAUGGAAGCAGGGAAAGAGACAUUCGUUGAAGCUACGCGCAGCCUUUCAGUCCUGGAACCUCCCAAAGGAAUCACUCUUGCCUCGCUGGUAAAGGCAGCCUGGUCCCUGACUCUGUCUAAGCACUGUCAGAAGAGCGACGUGGUAUUCGGCCAAGUCGUCCAUGGUCGAGCCCAUGGCCUUCCAGGCGAGGAAGCAGUGGUUGGACCAUGCCUCAACCUGAUCCCAGUUCGUAUGGACUUGAGCGCUAUUAAACACGGGGAAGAUUUAUUACACUGCAUUCAGAGACAGAAUGUAGCUUCGAUAGCAUACGAUCAAGUCCAAUUCAAAGAUAUCAUCAAAAAAUCCACCAAUUGGCCCAAGGAUACUGUCUUUGGCACACAACUUUUGCAUCAGGCUGGCGGACCCAUUUGCACACUGAAGUUUGGCAGUGUGCAUGCUACUUUGGACGAAUACUAUGCACCGCGGCUGGCCAAGGAGCUCCGUGACUUUGUUUUUAUGUCCACGGUCUGUGGCCAAACGCAUACCUUACAGAUCUUCGCUACCAAUGCGUAUCUAGAUCAACAGUCUGCCGAUGCCAUGAUCGAUACCCUAGUUUUUUACGUUCGUGCGCUUGCUCGGGAUCCUCAAGCGAUUUCUGGUGCUUAUAAAAAUUAA
Trichophyton rubrum CBS 118892 is the source of this 3705-nucleotide messenger RNA. RefSeq lists its product as uncharacterized. The record is from RefSeq and is a predicted model, not a curated record. Lineage: Eukaryota; Fungi; Ascomycota; Eurotiomycetes; Onygenales; Arthrodermataceae. Gene Ontology annotation, molecular function: phosphopantetheine binding; catalytic activity. Gene Ontology annotation, biological process: secondary metabolite biosynthetic process; amino acid activation for nonribosomal peptide biosynthetic process. Bases 1 to 3705 code for a protein of 1234 amino acids. Gene Ontology annotation, cellular component: cytoplasm. The transcript has a single exon.